Molecule: messenger RNA, 1354 nt
Organism: Bactrocera latifrons
Lineage: Eukaryota; Metazoa; Arthropoda; Insecta; Diptera; Tephritidae
Product: cytochrome c oxidase assembly protein COX15 homolog
Exons: 4
Coding region: 64-1272 (402 amino acids)
Biological process (GO): heme A biosynthetic process
Cellular component (GO): mitochondrial inner membrane
Molecular function (GO): oxidoreductase activity, acting on NAD(P)H, heme protein as acceptor
Source: RefSeq, a predicted model, not a curated record
UGAUGUUAACAUCUCUAUCCAAUACCAUAUGAUUUAUUUGAAGCCGGAAUAAUAUAAAUAAUAAUGCUGAAUAUCACAAGGCUUUUAUUAAAUAAAAAUGGAUUUUUGCCGGUUAAUCGCUAUAACCAUUUGCUUAGUCGCAAUUCCCGAAAGAAUAUUAAUUUUGAAUCUAAAUUGGGGAGAAGUUGGCAAACACGUUGCAACAGUACACAAGAAAAAAGUGAUAAAAUAGUAGGAUCGUGGCUAUUAUGUUGCGGUGGUAUGGUAUAUGUUGCGGUAGCUCUUGGUGGUGUAACACGGCUCACAGAGUCAGGUUUAUCUAUGGUGAACUGGAAAUUGCUUGGUGAAAAAAAGCCAACAACUAUAGAGGAAUGGAAAGCAGAGUUCUCGAAUUAUCAGCAGUACCCAGAGUAUAAAUUGAAAAAUCGCUCAAUGACUUUGGAAGAAUUUAAAUUUAUAUAUAUGAUGGAAUAUAUUCACAGAAUGUGGGGCCGUGGAAUUGGAGCAGUUUUUUUAAUUCCAGCAGUUUAUUUUUGGAAAAGGGGCUAUUUAACAAAUUCCACUAAAAAACGUGUUGUAAUACUUGGCGCACUCAUUGGUUUACAAGGACUUAUGGGUUGGUACAUGGUUAAAUCUGGACUGGAAGAUAAAUUUCAAGAAGUUAAUGAUGUACCCAGAGUAUCACAGUAUAGAUUAGCUUCACAUCUAGCGGUUGCCUUUGUUCUAUACAGUGUGUUUUUGUCAUCAGGAUUAAGGAAAUUAUUACCUUCAACCGAAAAUCUUACGUCUUCAAAACAUCUUUUGCAUUUAAAAAAAUUGGCGAAUCUAUCCAAAGGGUUUGUAUUUCUCACAGCUGUAUCAGGAGCGUUUGUAGCUGGACUUGAUGCCGGUUUAGUUUAUAAUUCUUUUCCUAAAAUGGGUGAUAAGUGGAUUCCUGAUGACAUUUUUUUAUAUCAACCGAUGCAGAGAAACUUUACGGAAAACCCCACAACAGUGCAAUUUAAUCAUAGAAUUUUUGGAAUUACAACUGUAUUCACCGUUUCUCUCCUAUGGAUGUAUUCAAGAAAAUGUGUUUUGCCUAAACGCGUAUCAUAUGCUAUAAACGCCACUAUGACAAUGGCAUGGUUACAAGCAACUUUAGGCGUUUCGACUCUAUUAACUUACGUCCCCAUAUAUCUUGCUACAGCUCACCAAUCUGGUUCUCUGCUGUUACUUUCGUUUGCUCUUUGGUUAAGUCAAGAACUGCGUUACCUAAAGUAUAUUCCCAAAUAAAGCGGGAAACAAUAUACAUAUGUAUGAUUAUAAUUAGUAUAUUUACUUGAAUGUAUUAAAAUAAAAACUAUUAUAGACUUCA